Myotis myotis is the source of this 3930-nucleotide messenger RNA. RefSeq names its product E3 ubiquitin-protein ligase TRIM47-like. The transcript has 7 exons. The coding region runs from base 165 to 1955 and encodes 596 amino acids. The record is from RefSeq and is a predicted model, not a curated record. Gene Ontology annotation, molecular function: protein binding; zinc ion binding. NCBI's taxonomy places the organism in Eukaryota, Metazoa, Chordata, Mammalia, Chiroptera, Vespertilionidae.
CCCCAAAGGGGUCGCGACCCACAGGUUGAGAACCGCUGCACUAGACUGAUGGGGACCCUCCCAGCAGCUGGUGAAAUGGGACCAGGGGCAAGGGCCCUGCACCUGAGUGCCCACGGGUUCUCUUCCCUCCCGACAGGGCCGCCACGCCUCUGGCCUUCCCUGACAUGCAGAGAGUUUCACAGCCCGUCCAGGACCGGGUCCCAGCGGCGCAGCCCCCGGCCCAGCCCUCCAGACCUCCGCCAGGCCAGCGCCCGCUGAGGAACAGCGGCAGCCUCUGCAAGUUUGAGGACCAAGUCCUCUGUCCCAUUUGCCUGGAGGUGUUCCGCAGCCCCGUCACCACCGCCUGCGGCCACAACUUCUGCAUGACCUGCCUCCAGGGGUUCUGGGACCACCAGGCGGCCGAGGGCGAGACGCUCUACUGCCCCCAGUGCCGAGAGAGCUUCGCCUCCAGGCCGCGCCUCUGCAAGAACGUCACCCUGGAGGAGAUGGUGACCUGCUUCACCCAGGCCAAGAGCCCGGCCUCGGCGUCCUCCUGGAAGCUGGCCGGGCCCCGGGACGUGCCCUGCGACUUCUGCGGCCCCCAGAAGCGCCGGGCCAUCAAAUCGUGCCUGCAGUGCAUGGCCUCCCUGUGCGAGAACCACCUGCGCAGCCACGCGGAGGACCAGGUGUUCCGGGACCACCAGCUCCUGGAGCCCCUGUGGGACUUCAAGAGCUGCCUGUGCCGCAAGCACCGCAAGCUGCGGGGGCUGUACUGCCGCACGGAAGGCUGCUGCGUGUGCGGGACCUGCCUGCUGGAGGAGCACAGGAACCACGACACCAUCCCCCUGCAGGAGGAGCGCGCCCGCAGGGAGGUGGAGUUGCGGCAGGUCCAGGCCAACGUGGAGAACCAGAUGCUGAUGAUCACCUCCGACAGCCAGAAGCACCGCGAGCAGGUGGCCUUUCUGCUGAAAAUGAUCCAGACAAUGCGAGAUGAGGUGCACUCCUGCUUCUCGGGGAUCAUCCAGGAAGUCAAACAGCUGCAGACGAAGGUCUUGGAUUUUGUGGAGAAAGAGGAGGCCGCCGCCCUGGAGAAGCUGGGCAGCUCCAUCCAGCAGAGCCACAACUGGCUCCUGAAGCUGGAGGCGGACAGCAUCUGGCUGCGCACCCUGCUCACCAACCCAAGUGACCAGCAGUUUCUGCAGGAGUUCCCCAGGCUAAAGAACUUCCAAGACUGCAUGGAACCCCUAAUGGGCACCAGCUGGGAGGAGAAGCAGAGCUUCCUGCAGCUGCCCCAGACCCUGGCGGAGCUCCGGAGCCGGCUGGUGGGCAUGGGGCUCAGCUUCAUCAACCAGCUCCUCCUGCAGGGCAUUAAAAUGAACUCCUACGAGGUGCUGCCCCCCACUGUGGACAGGAAGGCACUUCUCAAGUGCUACUGCAACCUGAAAUUCGACCCCGCCUGGGCCAGCGAGGAGCUCUUCCUGUUCAAGGAGACGCACUCGGUGCUGAACCUGGGCGUCCUCCUGGAGCCCUUCCCCGCCGGCGGCCCGCUGCCCGGCUUCAAGCAGUGGCCGCAGGUGCUGUGCUCGCGCGGCCUGGCCGAGGGCCGCCACUACUGGGAGGCCGACGUGUCCAACUCGUGGGUGUGCCUGGGCGUCACCUACCGCCGCAGCCCCCCGCCCGGCGGCCGCCCGCGCGGCAGCAUCGUCUACCUGCUGGGCCGCAACCCCGACUCGUGGUGCCUGGAGUGGGACUCGCUGCGCUUCUCCGUGUGGCACAACAACACGCAGACGGUGCUGCAGGGCGGCUACCACCGCACGCUCGGCGUGGCGCUCGACUGCGGCGCCGGCUGCCUGUCCUUCUACGGCGUGGCGGGCGGGGUCAGCCUCCUCUACCGCUUCCUCGCCUCCUUCCUGGAGCCGCUCUACCCCGCGGUCAUGGUCAGCAGCGGCGCCUUGGUCACGCUCAAGCAGGUGUAGGUGGGGGGGAAAUAAAGCUGGACUCCAGCGCUGGCUGGCCCCGCGGGGUCCUCUGGCUCGGGGGUGAGGGUGGGCAGCGAACCUGUCACCCAGCAGAGGUGAGUAGUAGUGACAGAGACCGACUGGCUUGCAAAACCUAACAGCUACCGUUUGGCCCUUUAGGGACAAAGUGUGCCAACUCCUGCUUGAAAUCAAUAUAAACACACAAUACCGGGAAGGACCAAGAAGAGGGGUAGAUGUGCCAGGAGGAGGAAGAACUGGAGAACCAGCCUUGUGGGGAAAUCAGGGCAGGCUUCCUGGAGGAAGUGAUAUUUGAGCUGCUAUCCGAGAUGACGGGUUAUCCGGGGAAACAGGGCCUGGGAAUCCCAGAAAACAGGCAGACCCAUAUGUCCCCAGAGCCACAGGAGAAGGGCUCUGAACCAGGCUGGACUGUCCCUGGGACUCAGGCCUUGGUUCUCCAGGCUGGUCCUGGCCACUCGCACCAGGUACCUGUCCCUAAAGGCCUUGUGGCCUGAGAGUGGGUGGGGCUUGGGCCCGGUGGCCAGACUGAGAGGUGGCACCUUACAUUGGGGGAGGGGGGAGUUCUGUCUGGGUUACUGGCUUCAUUGCAGACUAGAGGCCAGGCUGGACCCCGGCCGGGCCACGGCCCUGCGACCCUGGCAGGAGCGGGACUGGGGACUCGGCCCCUCUGCAGAAGCCGCCUCUGCAUUUCCAGCCUCAACCAGCCGCUUGUUCCCAUGGCCUCUCAAGUGGGGGCUCUCGGGGGUUAAUGAUUGGCUCUGAAGAGGACAUGAGGCAAGUCACAGGAGGAACUCCUUCGGGCCACGGGGCUGUGCCUGAACUCCACCCCCGGGCCUGUUCUCUGUUCUCGGGGAAGUGAGUGACCCCCACUUCUCGGUAGGAGCCGGCUGGAGCAGGCUGCGGGGCCUACCCUGUGGUCUGGCAGGGGUGGGCGCCCUUUGGCUCCUCUGAGCAACCUUGGCUGGGCUCUCAAGCUGACCCUCCUCCCUGCACCAGUUCCAAUCACUUUCCCCAGGGGCCGCUACCUGGUGAUGGGUAGGAAUGAAAUCUAAACCUUCCCCGAUAUUCAGGAAAACCUUUCACACCAAAAUGCCUAAAUCUCGCCUCUCCACCCCCAAAUCUUCCCGGCCCCUGCUUCAAGGAGCUGCAGGCCUCUGCAUCAUGGGGUGGAGGCAGUGAAUGCUGAGAGGGUGAAUGUGUGGGCCCAGGGGAUAGGGCCUGCUCUUGCUGGCUGCAUGGUCUCAGAGUCCUUCCCAAGGACAGGGCCGUACCCUCACCUUCUGGCUCUGAGGGACGUGUCGUCCCAGGAUGGGGUGGGGUGUGAUGCUGGCACCAUGACACCCUGGGACACGGGCUGAAACCACAUCCGGUGUAAGAGGGAUGUCGUUGCCUUUCUCAUUUGGAGCUCCUCGGCCCAUAGGCGUCCACAGUGAUAGAGAUCAUUUUGAAAUAAUUCCUAGUAUUUCAAAAAGCCGAAUGGGAAGCAGGCGAGGCUGGCCAGCAAGGCAAAAGGCCAGCGUCCUUUGCUCAUGACUCAGCAUGUCUCAUGGGGGCCCAUAUAGAGGGGCUCCUUCGGGUGCAAGAUCAGCCAGUAGCCUUGGAUAAUCCACACCAGGGAACCUUAUCCCUCCCCUUCCCCUGCUGUGGGGAGACCAGGGAGAGGCCUGACCCUGGAACGCCCCCCACACUUCUGCCUUCCUGCUCCUGCCUUGGCUUGCAAAGACUAUUUUGUUUAAUGUGAAUCCAAACAGGCUGUAAACUAAUCUGUCUCCAAGGGUUAUUUCACUAAACAAUGUUCCGUGUUAUACUUACAAAAGGAUUGGGUAAUGUUUUGCAUUUCCUUUUUUUAUUUUUAGUUUAUUUUUAUUGAUUUUUUUUUAAGAGAGAAAAACAUCAUUUGGUUGUCUCCGGCAUGAGCCCCAACCAGGGAUUGAACCCCAAAUCUGGGUCUGUG